AUGAAAUUCGUUUCGGAAAUCUGGCAUCCAAAUAAAGAUAGUGUUUACAGUAUCACGAAAAUUAGCUUGUUUUUAGUUGACAAAGAAGGCAAUGUCUGCAUUUCCAUUCUUCAUGAUCCAGGAGAUGAUAAAUGGGGUUAUGAGCGACCUGAAGAACGUUGGCUUCCAGUACACACGGUCGAGACGAUACUGUUGUCUGUUAUCUCGAUGCUAGCUGAUCCCAACUUCGAGUCACCUGCUAAUGUUGAUGCCGCGAAAAUGCAACGGGAGAAUUACUCCGAAUUCAAGAAACGAGUGGCAGCAUGCGUUCGCAGAAGUCAGGAAGAGUGA
Messenger RNA from Cooperia oncophora, 330 nucleotides. The record is from the annotation of a GenBank genome assembly. Lineage: Eukaryota; Metazoa; Nematoda; Chromadorea; Rhabditida; Trichostrongylidae.